AGGCGCUGGUCGAGAUUGUCCCUUCUCUCCGUGAUUAUGAAUGAUCUUGAGGUCAGAGUUGAAUGUUUGACAGAAAGCUAAAUAUGGAUUCCAUAUUUCAUGAGAAACAAGAGGGCUCUCUUUGCGCCCAACACUGUCUGAACAACCUCCUGCAGGGUGAGUAUUUCACUCCUGUGGAUCUGUCCUCCAUCGCUCACCAGCUUGAUGAAGAGGAGAGGAUGAGGAUGGCGGAGGGAGGUAUGGCCAGUGAGGAGUAUAGGACCUUCUUGCAGCAACCAUCUGGCAACAUGGAUGACAGCGGAUUCUUUUCAAUUCAAGUAAUUAGCAAUGCACUGAGAGUCUGGGGCUUGGAGCUAAUCCUGUUCAACAGCCGGGAGUACCAGAGCCUGAUGAUCAAUCCUAUAAAUGAGAAGGCCUUCAUUUGCAACUACAAGGAGCACUGGUUUACUAUACGCAAACUAGGACAACAGUGGUUUAACCUGAAUUCACUGCUGACUGGACCAGAGUUGAUAUCAGACACCUAUCUAGCCCUUUUCCUUGCUCAGUUACAACUAGAAGGUUAUUCCAUAUUUGUGAUCCGUGGAAACCUCCCUGAGUGUGAAGCAGAGCAGAUUUUAGGGAUCAUGAGGGUGCAUCAGCAGCAGCGACCAAAGCUUAUCGGAGAGGAUGAAGCCCAGACCAGUGCUGGCAGGUCGGCAGCUCAGAGCCAGGCGGAUAUGACCUUUGCUGUGGAGGACGAGGUUGUAGAUGAAGACGAAGAGCUGAAGAAAGCUCUGGCACUCAGCAGACAGGACAUAGAUGUGGAAGAUGAAGAAGCUGAUCUCCGCAGAGCCAUACAGCUCAGCAUGCAAGGAGCCGUGAUGAGCAACAAGUCCUCUGAGUCUGAAAUGGGAAACAUGAAAUUGGCAAGCCAGGCAGCAGGGAGUUCUACCGGAGGACAGAGAGCCGGCCAGAAUGAGGCGCUCACAGCUGAAGAACUGCGGAAGAGGAGACAAGCCUAUUUUGAUCGGCAGCAGCAACAAGCUCAGUCCAACAUUCCUCAGCAACCGGACCCAAAAUCAUCAGGUGGUUCAGGAUCAGUGAACCCUGGCUCUGAAGAAGACCAACAACAAAAGCCCAGCCAGUGAAAGUGUGCACUGUUUGCCUAUGUUGUUUACCAGCUGCCAGGAUUGGCAACCCCGUACAGGGGAAGCUUUGCUCCUUCCUCUAACCUUCUGCACAUGCGAACAUAAGGACAGUCAGAAGGCUGACGCGUUUCCCCUGGUUAGUUCGCUGACAGGCAAUAGAGAAGAGAACAACGAUGAGGAAAAGGCAGCAGUUAGUGUAAUCUAACUCAGCGAGACACUGACGCUGGGAAAAGGGUGACCACAGAACCCACGAUGCAGUUAAUCCAAGUUUGCAUUUGCCUUUUUGCCAU
Messenger RNA from Trematomus bernacchii (emerald rockcod), 1417 nucleotides. It is a transcript of the gene atxn3, whose product is annotated as ataxin 3. The record is from RefSeq and is a predicted model, not a curated record. The transcript has 11 exons. The coding region runs from base 63 to 1127 and encodes 354 amino acids. Gene Ontology annotation, molecular function: cysteine-type deubiquitinase activity. Gene Ontology annotation, biological process: protein deubiquitination. Gene Ontology annotation, cellular component: nucleus. Lineage: Eukaryota; Metazoa; Chordata; Actinopteri; Perciformes; Nototheniidae.